Messenger RNA from Cylicostephanus goldi, 650 nucleotides. NCBI's taxonomy places the organism in Eukaryota, Metazoa, Nematoda, Chromadorea, Rhabditida, Strongylidae. The record is from the annotation of a GenBank genome assembly.
AUGGCUCAGCGAGUCAUGGUAGCUGUACCUCCCCCAACAUUUCCUCCGAACGGAAGCUACCAUAAUGAGCACCCGCUUCCGCCUGUGCCACCUCCUCCGGCAGCCCCUGCACAUCCGGCCAUGGUUCCCAUAGUCCAACUACCCGUAGUAAUGCCCUCUCCAACUCAUCACCCAAUGUCAUCUGCUCCUCCAACUGCUGGGAAUCCUCAAAUGGUCAUGCUCCCACCGGGAAUGCCUCCAAGAGGCAUGGUCAUGAACAACCAUCCCCGCCCUCCUCAACCCACAACCGGGUUACACCCAGCAGCACCACCGCCGCCGCCUUCUCUUUGGAGCACUCAUCCUCCUCCACCACGAGGUGCUGUUCUCAUGCCUCCUCUAAAUUCACCCCCAAGUCAUCCACAGCCGCAGUUUUGGGUGCAUCCACCACCAGCAUUGUAUGCGUUCGAUCCAUCAUCCGAUAAUGGUUAUGUCUGGUCCAGUACACAGAGACCUGAUCUGGGGUUGCCUCCUCCACCUUUACCGUCUACUCGUGCAAAUGAUCAAAUGCUAGACACGGAACAGUUGAUGAUGAAGAGAAACGAAAUCAUAAAGUCAGUUUUAGUUAUUUUAUGCUAUUGGGAAGAAGUGCUACUUUUUAUUAAGUUUUAGUU